AUGUUAAUUAUCCAGCAGAUUGUAUCUACGGUAUCAAAUUUAUAAUGACCAAAAUAAAGAUGCAAGAUUUGGAAUUUGGCAAAUGUUUAGAUUUUUGAAAGCAGAGAAGUGAGAAGGAAAAAGUUUGAGUGGUCUCCAUUUUGUGCUUCACAAUCUUCGUUCAUUCAUUCAUUCAUGUCUCAACCCAACCGCCAGUUGAAUCUAAAUAAUGAUAAUAUAGAGAGCUUUAGCGAUCAGAUCAAACAGCACGAAGACAAUAUUGAGUUCCUUAAUUCUCAAUCGAAUCGUCUAACUGAGUCCGUACUCGACUUACAAGUGAGUCUUGGAAGGUACCAUUCAGCUAAUGUAAUUUCAUUGGAGAAUGGGAAUGGUGCAUUUCAUACUGAAGAGGAAACAGCGGAACAGAUAUUGAAGAAAGAGAACUCUGCUGCUAGCAUAUUUUGUUGGAUCAAAUCUAAUUCUCAGACAUCAAAUUUGGCAUUUGUAAAGGAUGCUGUCGGUGUUGUGGCAACACUUGCCAGGGUUGAGAGUGAUGAUCUCAGCAGGAUCCUCUCUGAGUAUCUGGGUUUGGAGACAAUGCUUGCAAUAGUCUGCAGUACUAAUGAAGGCGUUAAAGCACUGGAGAAGUAUGAUCCAGAAGGCACGAUAAACUGUAAUGGUGGUUUGCAUGGAAUUGGAUCGAGAACUGAAAGAAGAAUAAAGGGCCGAUUUGUUGUCAUAUGUCUUGAAGAUUUAAGACCAUUUGUUGGAGGUUUUGUCGCCAACGAUCCACAAAAGAAGCUGGCUCUUCCAAAGCCGAGAUUACCUAACGGGGAGUGCCCACCUGGGUUUCUUGAUUAUGCAGUGAACAUGAUCCAUCUCGAUACAAAUAGAUUGUCUUUUCUUACUGCCAGUGGGCACGGUCUUAGAGAGACAUUGUUUUAUGGCCUUUUUUCUCGCUUACAAAUAUAUAAAACCCGGAAUGAAAUGCUGCUUGCUUUACCAUGCAUUAAUGAUGGAGCAUUGUCAUUAGACGGGGGAAUGAUCAGAAAAUGUGGUAUGUUUGCUCUUGGUAGUAGAUGUAGAAGUGAAGUUUCCUCUAAUCGGUGGAGAACCGGACGUACCUCCAGAUUAUAUUGAAGCUGAAGAUGUGGUGAGGAGGCUGAAAUGGGAAACCUCUAAACUUGCUGCUGAUAUACAAAGAGAGCAGCAGUUGCUGGACUUUAGAAAAGGCAGCAGCAACACCACAAGCCAAACCUAAAAUGUUGUUUGCAGAUAUUUGGUUUCAACCUAAAAUGAUCCAUCUAUAACCGCAACAAGUUUUGUGUAUUAGUAGUAGUAUGUUCAUUUUGUAGUCACGGGUCAAGAGGCCUAUGUGCUAAAUACAUUUUCAUGGUGUAGCUAUGCUUUUGCUCAAUGCCUACGUCUAUUGAGUCAAAAGGAUGUUUUGUUUAGCUUAUCCUUUUGAAUGUUGUAACUCUUUACCAUCAAUUAUAAACUCGUUCUCUGAUAAAAUCAUUGCAUAGACUUCUUAUUC
Molecule: messenger RNA, 1516 nt
Organism: Cicer arietinum (chickpea)
Lineage: Eukaryota; Viridiplantae; Streptophyta; Magnoliopsida; Fabales; Fabaceae
Product: protein DEFECTIVE IN MERISTEM SILENCING 3-like
Source: RefSeq, a predicted model, not a curated record